Fundulus heteroclitus (mummichog) is the source of this 1918-nucleotide messenger RNA. It is a transcript of the gene grem2a, whose product is annotated as gremlin 2, DAN family BMP antagonist a. Bases 649 to 1227 code for a protein of 192 amino acids. Gene Ontology annotation, biological process: animal organ morphogenesis. Gene Ontology annotation, molecular function: BMP binding; receptor ligand activity. The transcript has 2 exons. The record is from RefSeq and is a predicted model, not a curated record. NCBI's taxonomy places the organism in Eukaryota, Metazoa, Chordata, Actinopteri, Cyprinodontiformes, Fundulidae.
AAGAUGUCUAUUCUGCAUAGACAAGUUUGAUUCAUCUCUCUCUUAAGUGCUUGAUGCAUUAGUUAGCCAGCCUGAAGUGGUUUAGCAAACAAUAAACCUUUUCGGCGGAAAAUCACUAGACUGGAGAAAAAACAGAAAGAGGCACCGACUAAGACAGAGAUAUUCAAGAAAGGAGUGAAAUUUGGUUUGAUUCCCACCAUGAAGAUGGCCGAUAGGAAAUGACCCUCCCAGUUUUGAGAAAGGAGGUGGGGUGCAAGGGAUUCAAACUAAGGCAGGCUUUACAGUGACUCAAACCCUCCCAAAGACAGAGUGCAGACAGUCUCCACAGCACUAAGAAGUGGGCUUACUGUGACUGAACAGCAGCUUUUCUCAACAACCUAAAACCAGAAACAAAAGAAAUCCUUAGUCUCUCUAAAAGAAGGCAGAUGAGGCGCCUGGUACCAGGACAAUGGAAAACUGAGCAGGUCCAGCACAUUUUACUGUGUUUAGUGUAAAAGGGAAAAGUAGCAAGAACAAGCCGGAGGAUACCAGAGAUUAUAUUACCAUGGAAACCAAAAGCUGGAAGCGGACACAAGGACCACUGGAGGUGGAUGAUCUCCCUUGAAUGCAACAACACAUCGCUAUCCUGCUGCACACUGUGGUGAGAGAAUGCUGUGGAGAAUCACCAUCCCCAUCCUCCUUGCUGGGUUCUUCUGCACCAAUGCAGAGGCCAAAAAGCUCCGUCCCCAAGGCUCAAUACCAUCCCCACACAAGACCAAAGGAAACCUGUCUGCAGAUCACCCCCACAGACUUCUGCAGCAGAAACCAGAAGUCCUGUCCUCAAGCAGAGAAGCCCUAGUUGUGACCGAGCGGCGUUACCUCCGAAGAGACUGGUGCAAGACCCAACCCCUUCGCCAAACGAUCAGUGAAGAGGGUUGCCGUAGCCGCACUGUGGUCAACCGCUUCUGCUAUGGCCAGUGCAACUCGUUCUACAUCCCACGGCAUUUGGGUCCCAGCUUGGGUCAUGGACAGAAUCGAGGACAGGCUUCAGGCUCUGGACGAAAAGGUCACAAUAAAGCUCAGGAGCCCUUCCAGUCCUGCUCCUUUUGCCGGCCGCAUCGCAUCACACAGCUCACAGUGGAGUUAGACUGCCCUGAUCUGCAGCCACCCUUCAGACACCGCAAAGUGCCGAGAGUCAAACAGUGCCGCUGCAUGUCUGUGGACGUGAGCGGUCACGGAAAACUGUGAAGGACUGCCUUUAAAGAUUUUUUUUUUUCCUUUUUGCUGUCAGAUUAGUUGCCAAAGUAAGGGCAAUAAACUUUAUCAUCAUCAAGUCCUAAUAAAAAAUGGCUUGUCCAAGAAAAACUGAACAUUAAACCUGUGAGAUUUAGACUCAACACUGAACUAAUCAGAGACUUGCAGCCAAGAGUUCUGGUCAUUCGAGUUCAGAAACAAUUUUCAUUCCACUGUGCAAGUGAUGGUAAUAAUACAGCUGUCCGGACGCAAAGCGGAGCACAUUGUCUUACCUAGGUGUAACAUUUUAAAUAAAGGAGAUAUCUUUUGAAAGGAGACGAGCCAAAUGGACAUAAGAUGAUCAUGUUGACCAUUGUAUCCUAAAAAUACAUUUUCAGAACAAUGCAACAAUUUUAAGUUUCCUCAAUAUGGGCUGUUUUAUUGCCAGUUUUUGCCUUGUGUGCAUACUAUUAUGUCCCAUAAUUGUGAUUAAGUCAACACUGCCUAUGGUUUAUAGAAAGAAACAUGAAGCAUCACAGCAACGGCCAGUGUCUUCAACUUGUUUAGGCUCAAAACUUGGCUGUAGGUUGACCAAAACAUUCUGCCGCGUGUGUGAUGGUGGUCCAAUGGAGUAUAUCCAGCAUAAUAUCAUAUGUGUGUAAGUGUAUUUGUUUAAAAUAUAUUAAAUCUAUUUCAUAAGAAACCA